Erythranthe guttata (spotted monkey flower) is the source of this 3055-nucleotide messenger RNA. Lineage: Eukaryota; Viridiplantae; Streptophyta; Magnoliopsida; Lamiales; Phrymaceae. The record is from RefSeq and is a predicted model, not a curated record.
AUGGAUUACGAAGUUGCCGGCGUUGUUCUAGCCUUGCUACUGUGGGCGGCAUGGGCGGUGGUGACAGAGCGGAGACACCGCCGGCUGGAGGAGCUAGGGCGGCUGCCGCCAGGUCCACGGGCUUGGCCGGUGGUGGGAAACAUGUUACAGCUAGCUGCUGCAGGAAGCGCGUCGGCUCCUCACCGGUCAUUCGCCGAGCUGGCCAAGCAGCACGGCUCCGUGAUGACUCUCCACCUCGGCUCCAUGACCACGGUGGUUGUCUCCUCCAGCGAGGCGGCGCGUGUCAUGUUCAAGAACCACGACGCCGUUUUGGCGGGAAGGAAGAUUUACGAGUCCAUGAAGGGUGACAUCGGCAACGAGGGCUCCCUCAUCACCGCCCAGCACGGCCAUCACUGGCGGACCCUGCGCCGCCUCUGCACGGCCGAGUUCUUCGCCGCCGCCCCCCUCGACGCCAUGCGCGGCGUCCGCGCCAGGUGUGUCGACCAAAUGGUGCAGUACAUAAGAGACGCGUCGUCCGCCGGCGGCGGUGGUAGUGUCGACGUGGGCAAGUUCUUCUUCUUGAUGGCGUUUAACCUGAUCGGAAACCUGAUGUUCUCAAAGGAUCUGCUGGGGCCGGAAUCGGAGAGAGGGGCGAAAUUCUUCUACCACGCCGGAAAGGUGAUGGAGUUCGCCGGAAAGGCGAACGUGGCAGAUUUCUUGCCGGCGCUGAGAUGGCUGGACCCGCAGCGCAUAAGGAGGAGGACCCAGUUUCAUGUUAAACGAGCUUUCGAUGUUGCCGGAGAUUUCUUGAAUGAUAGAAUAAGAGAGAUGGAGAACAGUGGUGAUGACGUGGCAGAAUCCAUCAGUAUUAAGAAGAAAGAUUACUUGGAUGUACUGUUGGAAUACAGGGGUGAUGACGUGGCAGUCCCUUCUAUUUUCUCUUCAACCAUCAUCAACGUCAUCGUCUUUGAGAUGUUCACGGCGGGGACCGACACAACCACCAGCACACUAGAGUGGGCAAUGGCGGAGCUCCUCCGCCGCCCCGAAACCCUCCGCCGAGUCCAGGCUGAGCUGAGAGCCACAAUCCCCGCCGGAAAAAAGCUGGAGGAAGAAAACCUGGAAAAACUCCCAUACCUCAAAGCAGUAAUAAAAGAAACCCUAAGACUGCACCCACCGCUACCAUUCUUAGUCCCCCACAAAGCCAUGGAUACCUGCAAAAUGAUGGGCUACCACAUUCCCAAAGAAACUCAAAUUCUGGUCAACGUUUGGGCGAUCGGGCGAGACCCGAAAACCUGGAAAGAUCCUCUGGAAUUCAGGCCGGAGAGGUUUCUGGACCCGAAUAACACGGCGGAUUACAAGGGCCACCAUUUUGAGUUCAUACCUUUCGGCUCCGGGCGGCGGAUUUGCCCGGCUGUGCCGCUGGCGUCGCGAGUGCUGCCGCUGGCCUUGGGUUCGGUUCUGCACUCGUUUGAUUGGGUGUUGGCCGACGGGAUGAAACCGGCGGAGAUGGAUAUGGGCGAGAGGAUGGGGAUUACACUCAGAAAAGCUGUUCCGUUGAAGGCGGUACCGAUUCCGUACGUUUGUGCCGCCGGUGCUGACUUCAAAAAUGGGUCCGGCUCCAACCGCCGCCGCCUUCCGCCGGGCCCACCAGGCUGGCCGUUGAUCGGAAACAUGUUCGAUCUCGGCGAAGUGCCCCACCAGACGUUACAGAAGCUCACGCCCAAGUACGGCCCAGUUAUCCUGCUAAAACUCGGCGCCAUCAACACCAUGGUGGUGCAAUCAGCUGAAGCUGCGGCGGAGCUCUUCAAGAAAUACGACCUCCCUUACGCCGACCGGAAAGUGCCGGAUUCCCUCACCGCCCUGGACUACCACAAGGGCUCCGUCGCCAUCGGAGCCUACGGCGCCUACUGGAGGAAGUUACGCCGUAUCUGCACCACGGAAUUCCUCGUCCACAAAAGGGUCAACGCUUCGAUGAAGCUGAGGCAGAAGUGCAUAGACGAUUUGGUGGGGUGGAUCAAGGAGGAAUCGGAGAAGGAAUAUUCCGGCGGGGGGAUUCGACUGGACAGGUUUCUGUUCGUCACUUCUUUCAACGCGAUCGGUAAUAUCAUGCUGUCGAAAGACGUGGUCCAGUCGAAGGAGAAGGUGAGCAGCGAGUUCUUUGAUUUGUUCAUCACGUUCUUGGAGUGGAUCGGGAAGCCGAAUAUUGCGGAUUUCGUGCCGUUCUUGAAAUGGGUCGACCCGCAAAGGAUCCGGAGGAACAGUGAGAAGUAUCUGGAGAGAUUGCUGGAGAUUGCUUCUGGGUUUGUGAAUGAAAGGAUCGAAGAGAAGAAAUCUGGGAAAGAGAAGGAAACACAUGAUUUCUUGGAUGCUCUGUUGGAUGAUGAAGGUGAUGACGUGGCUCAAGGACCCGAAAAACUCACUGUCAAGAACAUUAACAUUCUCCUCCUCGAAAUGUUUUUCGGAGGAACCGAAACGACAAGCAGCACAGUGGAGUGGGGAAUGAGUGAGCUUCUUCGCAACCCGGAUACAAUGAAGAAGCUCCAAGAAGAUGUGGAUAGGGUCGUGGGUCGUGACCGUAAAGUGGAAGAGAGUGACCUAAGCGACAUGCCCUAUUUGCAGGCGACUGUGAAGGAAAUCCUGCGUCUGCACCCUGUUUUCCCUUUGCUGCUUCCGAGGAACUGCAUGCAAGAAACAGAGUUCAUGGGCUACAUUGUGCCGAAAGAUACACAGAUAUUUGUGAACGCGUGGGCAAUUCAAAGAGAUCCGGGUUCGUGGGUCGACCCGCUUGCGUUCAAACCGGAGAGAUUCUUGGACUCGGAUGUGGACUAUAAGGGCCAGCAUUACGAGAUGCUCCCAUUUGGGUCGGGUCGAAGAACCUGCAUUGGGCUGGCAUUGGGUCACAGAAUGGUGAGCUUAACACUAGCCACUUUGGUGCACUCUUUUGAUUGGAAACUUGGAGUUGGUAUCAAGCCAGAGUCGGUAGAUAUGACUGAAAAGGUGGGAUUGACUAUGCGCAAGAUGGUGCCUUUGAAAGCAAUUCCCACUCCCAGAGGAUAAUAAUAUUCAGAUGCACAAA